UCUCUCUCUCUCUCUCUCUCUCUCUCUUGAUUCGCCGUUUCUAUGAUGGAGUUUCUUCGUUUUGUUGUUUUGACUCUGUUAUGUCUUGCUCUUGCUGGGGGUGAUGCAACGACGUGGUCUCGUUCUGGAUGGGAAAGGAGCACCAUGAAUGCAGACUUAGAGAAGCCAGCUUUGACUCAACCUUUCGGUAUCUUUGGACGGGAAAGGAACAACAUGAAUGCAGACUUAGAGAAGCCAGCUUCAACUCAACCUUCUGGUGUUUUUGGAUGGAAAAGAAUCAAUAUGGAUUCAAACUUAGAGAAUUUAAGCUUGGAAUCAAUAUGCAAUACUAAGGAAAGGUUUGUAGGAGAAGAUGACAAGCUUUGUGCAGAGUCCAUCGAAUCAUUACUCGAUUUUGUCAUUUCAAAGCUGGGGAAGGAUAUCGUAGCAUUGACAAGCUCCUUCAUUCCUCAUCAAACUCAGUACACAAUAUUGGAGGGUGUACAGAAGGUUUCAAAUAAAGGGGUGAUGUGUCAUAAGUUGAAUUUCGAGAAUCCUGUGUUUUACUGUCAUCAAGUGAAUGCAACAAUCACUUACAUAGUUCCCAUGGAAGCUGCAGAUGGCACGAGAACAAGCAUAGUGGCUCUUUGCCACCGUGAUACAAGAGGCUUGGAUCCUUAUAAGUUGUUCCAUCAACUCAAGGUCAUGCCGGGAACUGUGCCUGUUUGCCAUUUUCUGGGUUCUGGAGCUAUUUCUUGGGUUCCAAAGAACAUUGAGCUUAAGGCUGCUUACUAAAUCGAGCUAGACUAUUCUCUUUGGAUUAUGACUUAUAAAUAAAAGCAUCACUAUGUAUAGCCCUAUGGGUUCUAGUGUUGUGCGCCAGAUAAAACUAUGUAUAAUGUUUGCAUGUUAUAAAAUAUUAUAUGCGUGCGUAUUGUGUAAUAAAAGCAUCAGUUCUAUAA
Messenger RNA from Prosopis cineraria, 941 nucleotides. RefSeq lists its product with no specific name. The record is from RefSeq and is a predicted model, not a curated record. The transcript has 3 exons. Lineage: Eukaryota; Viridiplantae; Streptophyta; Magnoliopsida; Fabales; Fabaceae. Bases 43 to 774 code for a protein of 243 amino acids.